CAACCCCCAAAGAGCCGGGUCAAUUCAUCAUUCUCCACUAAAAUGACGAUCCUAAUUGUCGCUCUUUUUGCUUCCAUUGUAGUAUUAUGCCACGGAGGUACUGUAGAAACUUCACAUCCAGCUUCGGAUAAAAUUAUUGGAAAAUAUAUAGAAUUAUCAAUGAAUCUUACGAUUCUUCUCGCAGAUACUGCUAUAGAUGAGGCUAAAAUUCAUCAGUUAUCCAAAGAUAUGGUGUCAAAUGAUUACGACGAGGAUAAAGUGCAACGAGUUUUGGACAAAUUCAUGGAAAGUCUUCCGGCAGAUCAGAAAAAAGAUUUUGGAAGACUUUAUUUUGAUAAAGUAAAACUCGACUACAUAACUUCCAAGGUUCAUCGUGUUCUCGGCUUCUACCUAACACGGCAUCAAAUUCAACGACUCAGAGAUGUAUUGGACAAGAAAUUCGUUGAAGGGGCCUCACGAUCACAACUUGUAGAGGCGAUGGUUGAGGAAUUGACGAAGGAUGUGAAAAGGGAAAAGGCUGUUAAGGCAAUUGAGCAGACUAUGAAGGAUUUGAAGAUUUUCAACAGGAAAAAUCCAGGAUGGGUGGAUAAAGUCGAGGCAUUGUUUAGCCAUGUGCUUGUUCACGAUGAGAUGUGAUAAAUAGAUUUCCAAUUAAUUGAAUAAUUUAUAAAUAUUUAUUGUCGAAAAGUUACACUUCGUUGGUUUUUUGGUUUUUAUUUCUGUAAAAUUAAAGAUAAUGUUGAAUUUAAUAAAUUUUAAAUAUUUUUAUUUAAUAAAUUUUAAU
This is a messenger RNA of Caenorhabditis elegans, 784 nucleotides long. RefSeq lists its product as uncharacterized. Bases 43 to 636 code for a protein of 197 amino acids. The transcript is spliced from 4 exons. The record is from RefSeq and is marked reviewed. NCBI's taxonomy places the organism in Eukaryota, Metazoa, Nematoda, Chromadorea, Rhabditida, Rhabditidae.